AUGGCAGAGACUGCCCCGAGAGCUGACUCGGUCCGGAAUAAUCCGUCUCAUUCUCGGCCAAGGGAGAUUGCUGAUCCUGGAACCCAACGAAGGGGCGUCUGGAAACCGGAAGUGCUGUCGGGCAUGGGACUGGGGGUUGCUAAAGAUAGAUCUUUUGCCGUUCGGCGAGAUUCCAACACCCAAGCAUCCUAA
Molecule: messenger RNA, 192 nt
Organism: Uncinocarpus reesii 1704
Lineage: Eukaryota; Fungi; Ascomycota; Eurotiomycetes; Onygenales; Onygenaceae
Exons: 2
Coding region: 1-192 (63 amino acids)
Source: RefSeq, a predicted model, not a curated record